This is a messenger RNA of Danio rerio (zebrafish), 1863 nucleotides long. The record is from RefSeq and is a predicted model, not a curated record. Lineage: Eukaryota; Metazoa; Chordata; Actinopteri; Cypriniformes; Danionidae.
GUCACUUCUGAUACCAAAUGAUUAACUAGAAGGACAUUUAAUAUAUCAUAAUACAUUUUUUACUUUAAAAUAGAAAGUUUGUAAGGAUGUAUAUGUUCUCAUUAAUCAAAGAGUGUCAUGGGCUUUCAGCAUGUGAACCCUUUUGGCCUUUUAGAAAGUUAUAUUUUGUAUUAUUAAUGUUUUAAUUGCGAAAAGAUUUGAAAUUCCCGUUUUUCAUGUAUUUGUCCGUUAGGCGGCGCCAGUGCGCGCAAUAAACAAGAUCAGAUUCUCCAUGGAAACUUGAGGAAAACUUCAAAUUGACGAAGCGAGUAUCAAUGGCAAACGAUUCAAUCAUUAAAGCAUUAAAAACCAAAUCAAAGUCUCUAAAUCUCAGUUCUACGAAAAUUAUAUAUCUCCCGGAAGCGCUUGAGAAACUGACGUGGAUUUUGGUGUUAAAGCUGAAUAAUAAUUUUCUGUCAAGUCUGCCGUCUGAGUUCAUGCGUUUACAGAAGUUGACAGAGCUCAAUUUGGGAAACAAUGUUCUUGAGGAGGUCCCAUCUGUGUUGAAACACCUCUGCUGUCUAAAUAAACUUUAUUUAUAUGGGAACCAAAUCAGCUAUUUGUCAGCAGAGGUGUUGGAGGGUUUACCAAACCUUGUGCUUCUCAAUUUGAAUCACAACAAAAUCAAAGUCAUUCCCUCAGAAAUAAAAAGUCUCUGUCGCCUACAAAGCAUCAGCAUCACAGACAAUCAUUUGGAGCAGAUUCCAGCUGAACUGGGUUUGAUGAAGAGUCUGACUGAGAUUAACUUCACUAAUAAUAAACUGACUCAAAUACCACAACAGUUAUGUGAUUUAUCACAGCUCAGGAGGUUGUAUUUGGCCCGAAACAAGCUCACAGAAAUACCAGAGGGAGUUCUUGGUUGGAAAAACCUGAAGAUCUUAGAUGUUGCAGGAAAUCGUUUAUCUGUGUUUCCAUUUGAUUUUCAGUUUCUCACACUGGAUGAACUGUUCUUUGAAGGAAACAGUUUAGUCCCAUUCUCACUGAUGGAGUCAAUUCAAGAGAAAGAGAUCCUCACAUUAAAGGAACUCUCAGCCAGGCUCAUUCUCCAGGAGAGCACUAAUAUAUUGUCAGCGGUAUACAGAUCUCUGCCAAUGUAUCCAGAGCUGCAGGACAUGCUAUCUCACUGGAGUCAAUGUGCCUUGUGUUCACAACCCUUCCUCACCACCUGGUUGGAGUGUGUGCAGUUCAUCAACACCAGGAAGGGUCCAAGACUUGGUUGCUGGCGUUCGUCUGUGCGGUGUAAAUUGGCCUUGAUUCCCAUUUGAAUCACUUGAUCAAACUGAACUUGUUAACAAAGGUUUGGCAAUGGAACCACACCUCACUUUGUCUCCUUAACCAAUCACGUACUUCCUAAAACUUAUUUAAGGAAGACCAGCCCUCUAGCACUGUUCUUCUCGUUCUUUCGAACCCACCCUCUCUCCCUCUUUUUCCUCGCUUCCCAUUCGCAAUCCUAAUACCCUCUCUUCACUCCUAGGUUGAAUUGGGGGAUUCAACCACUCUACCAAAACAUUACAGUGACGGUACCCCCACUCUGAGUCUCUGGGCAUCAUCAUAGGACGCCCGAUCAACCUACCUACCUGUUCACUGUUUAUACUCUUACUUCCCUUACCCUGCAUUACCCCUUCAUCCCUACAAUAAAAUCUAGCUUAAAGUGUGGGGUGGUCCAUGCUGGUGAACUGGGUCAUAAUUCAAAUUGUGUCAUAAUGUGUUUGUUCUAUUGUCUUUGAACAGCACAUGGGGAUGAAAAGCUCUCAAUCUGUUCCAGUGAGGGUUGUGCUGUGCUCCUAUGACUGCUUCAACAGGGAUGACCACCAAUACUAUGGA